This is a messenger RNA of Zychaea mexicana, 741 nucleotides long. RefSeq lists its product as uncharacterized. Bases 1 to 741 code for a protein of 246 amino acids. Lineage: Eukaryota; Fungi; Mucoromycota; Mucoromycetes; Mucorales; Lichtheimiaceae. The record is from RefSeq and is a predicted model, not a curated record. The transcript has 3 exons.
AUGAAGUUGUCUCUUUGUGCCUCGUUUUUGCUCGGUGCAUCCAUGUUGGCGCCCGCCACAUUGGCUGACACAGAAUACUUUAAUUCGCCCCAAGCCGGUUCCGUUUACUACCCUGGUUCAAAGGUCGUCUUUACUUUGGACAAGAUUAAUGAUGACGAAGACAAGGUCAUUUUUGCCAAAUUCACUUCAUAUGUCGAUACCAUCAGCACAUUCUACGGCGCCAACAUUGGCGAUGACAAUAGUGACUUCACCUUCAUGUGGACCGUGCCUAAACUUCCCGCGGGCAAGUACCAUGUGCAAAUGGAUGAACAGCAGAUUGACAAAGUUACUCAGAGCCAACAGGGCGAUUCGGGUGACCAAGAUGACUUGACAAGAAGUCGAACUUUCUUUAUCGUGUCUAAUGCAGAUGCUGCCGCUGCGACUACUCCUAGUGGUAUAACUAAUACAUAUGGUCAACAACAACAAGCCCCUUCUUCAGGUGCCAAGGUUCCUCAAGAACAACAACAAUCAACAUCGCAACAACAGUUGCAACCAGAGCAACAAGUGGUACAGAGCACAUACCAACAGCCUCCACAACAACAAACAGUACAACAACAUCCCCCAGGAUACCGUAUGGGUCAACAACAGCCAUCUGUUACUACUACUACCACUAUCACUAAUACUCCUGUUGCUGUGGCAAACAAUGCUCUUCGGAAACGUCAGGAGACCAAAGAUAAGAUUCGUGCCGCCAAACGACAAUAG